UUCUAGUACAGUGGGUGGAGAGCGCCGGUAGAGGCUGUGGUCGCAUAGCAUUUUCUCGGGUAACUCGAAGCUGGUGGGGGAGGCAGAUCCCUCUUGCAGACGUACUACUGCCAGAAAUAUCCGUUUUUUUCCAAAGUCGUUGCUUUAGUGGAAUGUUUCUUUAUGGUAUUCUGUAACUUCAGUCGUCGGAGCGAGUUUUCAGUGGAAAAAAGUCAAACUUUAUCAUAAGUUCAGUUGGAACCACGGCACCAGGAAUACAACCUUGUGCGAGCCAAAUUUCUUAUCAAGUAAAGUUUUGUGAGGAUCCUGUUUUUUUUCGAUUAAUACGUUUUCCUGGCAUAUUGUUGUAUUUCCCAAGUGCCUUCCAUUGCAUAGUAGCCGACUGUGAAAUAUAAUUGCACGAUUUUCUUCAUAAACGUCUUGCCUAUUUUGUUUACUGUUGUGAUGUCAUCAGAUAUUUGCUGCAGCAUCCAUUGACUGAUGAGGCAGACACAUGGAAGGGUAGGACGUUUGAAUAACAGGCAUACAACAGGCAUUGCUCUUCCAUUCUGACCUGUCACCUUGUGUUUUUGUUGACACUGCAAAAAUGAAGUGGACACUACAUUUGAGCCUUCUGUUGAUUUUGUUGGUAUGGAAUGCAGGAGCUAAUGACAGAAGAGUCCACAGAAGAAUGCUUAGCCGAACACCCCUCCAGGGGGUGACCUUUACCAAACAACAGACCUCACAACACAUUGUGGCAAAUGGUGCUGAUGGCCUACUUGCCUCUACCAGCGGCAGUAUAAAGAUAUCUCCUUUGACAGGCCGUGAAGAGAAUAUUCAGGGAGAACAGAGAGCCAACUCUACACGCCGAGGAGCAGGAGGGGUCAGAAAGCUGAUACCAAGUAGAAAAAUAAACAUACCAAAGACUGAAACAAGCCUCUCUAGUCCAUCGCAGGAAAACAGUAAGCCUGACUUGCCAACCAGAACUUCCACUGGUUCCCUUAGUUCCCUAAGCUCCCUCAAUGUCCUGGCAAGCUUUGCAGGGAAGAACCGUGUCCUUGUCAUUUCUGCCCCCCAUGACUCAGAUGGUUACUACCGCCUGAUGAUGAGCCUGCUCAAGCCUGACGUCCGCUGUGAGAUGGCAGAGCGCCACAUGCAGCAGAUUGUCAUGUUCCACCAAGAAGGGGGUAAGGGUGGAAGGGUAAGUCGCAUCACCAGCCGGGGGGAGGUCUUGGAGCAACCGCUGGACCCAAUCCUCAUCCCCAGGCUGAUGAACUUCCUGAAACUGGAGAAUGGAAAGUUUGGCAUGGUUCUCCUCAAGAAAAACCUCCUUGUAGAGGAGAGGUACCCGUACCCUGUCAGGAUGGAAGCGAUGUAUGAGGUGAUUGACCAGACCCCCAUGCGUAAGCUGGAGAAGGCCAGGCAGAAGGGCUUUGUGCAGAGGUGUAAGAUGGCUGGUGUGGAGGGUCAAGUGAUUGAGUCUGAAGGGACGGUGGUGACAGGAUCUAAUCCUAGAGAGAAUAUGACAGUGCAGAGGGUGCCGGAGAGGAGAGGAGGGGAGAGACCAGCUAAGGGACAAAAUGCCAAGGAUUUGACAGCUACCAUGAGCAACAGGACAAAAGCAAUUAUGAAAAUACAAACCACUAUCACAAAACCUACGACAACCGCAAAACCUACUACAACAGCAAAAUCUACGACAACCACAAAACGGACAACAACCACAGCGAGAACCACAACCACGGCGAGAACAACUGCAGCUGGCACCCUACCUUUAACUACAUCCACUACCAACCCCACCACAACCAUGCAUACUACCUCUUAUCCUAGAACGACACCUCAAGGGAACCUGGCUCCUCCCUCCAUUGGUGAAUCCCCCUAUGUCCCCUCCGUCAACCGCAAAAUGAUCAGAAACCAGCUGACUGUCAAACCAACGUCCCAUCCCUUAACUGAGCCUCAUAACUUCACAGAGUCCAUUAAAGAGAACCAAAACCAACAUGGAGAAACAACAGAUCCCAAGGACAGCCGACAUGCUGGCACCCGUGCAACUCAACUCACCCGUGAAGAUAAAGAGGAUCUGGCUAGCCAGUCCAGUGUUUCUUCCUCCAAGAAGGUUAAGCUUGGGCUCGACAGUGCAGAGAGGAAGAAAAAGACAGAUAAAGCAGUCAAAAAGAAAGCAGACAAGAAGAGGAUCAAGGUUGCCAAAGAGGAGGAGGGCAACAUCCGUGUCAGAAAGCCUGGGAAAAAAGGUGCCCUGUUCCAGGAGAAAGUGAGUGGUGAUAAGCUGGCUGCCAAACAACCAAGUGCCAUGGAGCCGUUAGCUUCCUUUCUCAGUUCCUUUGAAAGGAGGAGACGACUACUUGUCAUCACUGCUCCCAGUGAAGACAAUCGCAUGUACACUCAACAGAGAGAUGAGUACCUAGAGCAAGUGUGUGAGAUGGCCAUCCGAAAAAUCUCUAUCAUCAUCAUUUUUGGCACUUGGAACAAUGGCACCAUGAAAAUAGAUCACUAUCAAUUGGAGCAAGAUCAACCUUUGAAGGGUGUACCAAGAGAUGACCUUACAAGCCAGCCACUUAUCAAAGCACUGAGGAAGGAACUGGGAAUGACAUUUAACGACUAUUACAUGGUGCUGACUGACUUUGAUAUGAAAGUUAAGCAAGAAUAUGAAGUGCCCAUUGCCAUGAAAGCUGUGUUUGACUACAUAGACACGUUCUCCUCACGGAUCAAGGAAAUGGAGCAACAGAAAAAGCAAGGUUUGACCUGCAAGAGUGAAGACAAAUCUAGAUCCUUAGAGAACUUCCUUUCCAGGUUUCGCUGGAGGCGGAGGCUAUUUGUGAUGUCAGCUCCUGAGGUUGACGACUGGGCCUAUCAGCAGCAGCUCUACACCCUGACCAGUCAGGCCUGCAAUCUGGGGUUGCGUCACAUGUCUGUGCUGAAACUGGUUGGGAAGAACAUUGACGACAUGGGCGGAGUCUUGGAGCUCUAUCCUAUCAAUGGAAGCGCUACAGUUGAACGGCAGGACCUCUCUGCCUCGCUGGUAAAAGAUGUCAGGAACUACUUCCAGAUCAGUCCUGAGUACUUCUCAAUGCUCCUGGUUGGGAAGGACGGCAAUGUGAAGUCCUGGUAUCCUUCUCCAAUGUGGUCCAUGUCUAUCAUGUAUGACUUGGUGGACUCCAUGCAACUUCGCCGACAGGAGAUGGCCAUUCAGCAGUCUCUGGGCAUGCGCUGCCCUGAGGAUGAGUAUGAUCACCAUGGCAGGGAUCAAGAUGGGUACCACCAUAGAGGAUAUGGUUACUAAAGAUGUGAAAAGCACGUUACUUAAAAAAAUAAUCUGUGUCCAAUCAGUACUGAGAUGAUUUUCCAUUGGUGGUAUCUGUACAGCAUUGCUUGCUUUUGUUAUUUGAUAAAAAGUGCUGUUACGUAGAUUUAAUUUUGUCAAUUAUUUCUUUUUGCUUUUGUCAUGUUGGUCUUUUUAUGUUUCUCUUUUAACAAUUAAAGGUUUAAAAUGUCAAAAUCUG
Osmerus eperlanus (European smelt) is the source of this 3494-nucleotide messenger RNA. It is a transcript of the gene ccdc80l1, whose product is annotated as coiled-coil domain containing 80 like 1. Lineage: Eukaryota; Metazoa; Chordata; Actinopteri; Osmeriformes; Osmeridae. Gene Ontology annotation, biological process: positive regulation of cell-substrate adhesion; extracellular matrix organization. The transcript is spliced from 7 exons. The record is from RefSeq and is a predicted model, not a curated record. The coding region runs from base 587 to 3274 and encodes 895 amino acids. Gene Ontology annotation, cellular component: basement membrane.